This is a messenger RNA of Camelina sativa (false flax), 4449 nucleotides long. RefSeq names its product enhancer of mRNA-decapping protein 4. The record is from RefSeq and is a predicted model, not a curated record. Gene Ontology annotation, biological process: deadenylation-independent decapping of nuclear-transcribed mRNA. Gene Ontology annotation, molecular function: protein binding. Gene Ontology annotation, cellular component: P-body. Lineage: Eukaryota; Viridiplantae; Streptophyta; Magnoliopsida; Brassicales; Brassicaceae.
GACGUCCCCAGUAUCAAAAAAGCAAGUCUCCAAAAGUUCUCUAGCUGUUCUCACUUUCAAGUCAUCAUCGUCUCUCUAUUCUUGCUUUUCGCGCUUCCCUCUCUCUCUCUCUCUCUCUUUGUGACUCUCGAUUUCUUGCUUAGAUCCGCCGAGUCUUCUUUUUUUUUUUGUGGAUUCUUUUCUACAUUCCAAUUACACCUCUGUUCUGAUACCGAUAUCGCAAACCCUAGAUUCGACGAUCUUUGAAUCAAUGGCGUCUUCACCCGGUAAUACUAACCCUCACAAUCCUCCUCCGUUCGAUCUCAGUACUAUCUUCAAAACUUCAUCGAACCCUUAUCCGGCGCCGCCGUCAUCUUAUCCUCCACCGGCGGGUCCUUUUCUUCACAGCCAGUACAAUCAGCAACUCUACGCGCCGCCGAGUACCUUAGCCCAACCAUCGCCGGUGACUCUGACGCAACAGGAUGUGUCUUCCUCUUCCUCCGCGACUAACUUGCUUCCGCAGAGAACGCUGUCUUAUCCCACGCCACCUCUCAAUCCCCAAUCUCCCCGUGUUAAUCACAAUCCCGGAACCCACAUCCUCGCUCUCCUUAACAACAACAAUAACAACAACGGAGGCGCCGUGGCUAACCAAGAGCCUCCGCAUCAGCUUCCGGUAGUGACUCACAACGAGAUCGCUCGGUCUUUUCCUGGCGGUUCGGGUCCUAUCCGUGUUCCCAGCUGUAAGCUGCCUAAGGGAAGACGGUUGGUUGGUGAACACGCUGUGUACGAUGUGGACGUGAGAUUACAGGGAGAGAUUCAGCCGCAGUUGGAGGUGACUCCGAUUACUAAAUACGGGUCGGAUCCUCAGCUUGUAGUGGGUCGGCAAAUCGCCGUGAAUAAGGUCUACAUAUGCUAUGGAUUGAAAGGAGGAAACAUUAGGGUUCUUAAUAUACACAGUGCUUUGAGGUCUUUGUUCAGAGGCCAUUCUCAGAGAGUGACGGACAUGGCUUUCUUUGCCGAAGAUGUUGAUCUCUUGGCUAGUGUUAGUCUAGAUGGAAAAGUUUUCGCGUGGAAAAUUUCUGAGGGAUCUGAGAGAGAUGAUCAAUCCCAGAUAACUGGAAAGAUAGUUUGUGCUCUUCAAAUACUAGGAGAGCAAGACACCAAACAUCCACGUGUUUGUUGGCAUUGCCACAAACAGGAAAUUUUGGUAGUUUCUAUUGGUAAACAUGUGCUGCGAAUUGAUACUACCAAAGUUGGCAGAGGUGAAGUAUUCUCUGCUGAGGCACCUCUCCAGUGUCCCCUUGAUAAGCUGAUUGAUGGUGUUCAGAUUGUUGGCAAGCAUGAUGGGGAAGUUACAGAUUUGUCAAUGUGCCAAUGGAUGACCACGCGCCUGGUUUCUUCUUCUGUUGAUGGCACGGUUAAGAUAUGGCAAGAUAAUAAGGCACAACCACUCGUAGUUUUGAGGCCUCAUGAUGGACAUCCAGUCAGCUCAGCCACAUUUGUGACAUCCCCUGAAAGACCUGAUCACAUCAUACUUAUCACGGGGGGUCCUCUAAAUCGAGAAAUGAAAAUCUGGGUCUCUGCUGGUGAAGAAGGGUGGCUUUUACCAGCUGAUGCUGAAUCAUGGAGGUGUACCCAGACACUUGAAUUGAAAAGUUCAACUGAGCCACGGGCUGAAGAGACAUUUUUUAACCAAGUAAUAGCAUUAUCUGAAGCAGGCUUGCUUUUACUUGCAAACGCAAAAAGGAACGCCUUAUAUGCUGUGCAUCUGGACUAUGGUUAUUCUCCUGUUGAUUCGCGGAUGGAUUACCUGUCAGAGUUUACAGUCACUAUGCCCAUAUUGAGUUUUAUUGGGACAAAUGAUUUUCCAGAAGAGCCCAUUGUUAAGGUUUAUUGUGUUCAGACUCUAGCAAUCCAGCAGUAUACAUUAGACUUAUGCUUGUGCUUGCCACCUCCUACAGAGAAUGUGGGUUUUGAGAAGUCAGAUUCUAGUGUGUCACGGGAAGCAAAUCUUGUUGAAAGUAUGUUUGAACCAUCUGGACUGAAACCUACCAAAUUACCAUCAGUUAAUUCAGUGCCUAAACCAUCUAUUUUAGUGAAUAGAUCGGAAAGUGCUAAUACGUUGAAUUUUCCAGCGGGUUCUGCAUCAGCGGAGACCACAUCACCAGUAAUUGUUCCCCCCAAUGGUGAGCCUAAAACUUCUGGGCUGCCUUCUGAGACCAGUGAUGCAGGUUCUGCGUAUGCUCCUUCAUCUCAACAUUCUCUAAGUCCAAGACUAUCAAGUAAACUUUCUGGCUAUCACACUCCUUCUGAUUGUUUUGUUGAUAGGCAAAAUGAUGAUGUUGGAGAAAAUAGUUUGAAUGUAUCUUCUGUCGACGAAAGCUCUAGAACCAAAGACAUGAAUGUUAAACCUGAUGAUGAUAUGUCUGGGAUUCGAAGCCCAUCAGCUUUCUUCAAACACCCUAUUCAUCUCGUAACUCCUUCAGAGAUAUUGAUGGGUGUUUCAUCCACUGAAGCCUCCGUUACUACUGAAGACAAGAGGGAUAGAAAUGCUGAUAUUCAGGACGUGAAUAAUGAUGCAAGAGGCACAGAAGUUGAGGUCAAAGAAGUAAGUGAAGCACGGUCUACGCAGAAUGGUGAAAUCAACUAUCAUGAAGAAACUGCGAAUCACACUUCAGAAAGUAGAGAACAAAUCUUCUGCUCACAGGCUUCCAAUCUCACAGCAAGAGUCCGUCAUCCUAUUACUGAGGAAACUGUCAUUCCAGAGGACUCUGUGGCAUAUGGACAGCCUUUACAAGUUGGGGAUGAAAGAGUUCUUGACUCAAGAGAUUUGUCUGCAAACCUUCCCAAGUCGGAUUCAUCUAGUGGGCUUCCACAGUUGGUAGCUACAAAUAGCAAAGGGAAGAAGCAGAAGGCCAAAAAUUCCCAGGGUCCCAGUUUGUCAUCCUCAAAUGUUGCUGAUCUGGCUGAAUCCGUCAGUGAGCAAUGUGAGAGGUUAAGUCAUCCCAUGACAGAUUCGCUUCCUCAGUUAUUAGCUAUGCAAGAAACGAUGAAUCAGAUAAUGGUUUCACAGAAGGAGAUGCAGAGACAACUAUCAAAUGCUGUCACUGGCCCUAUUGUAAAAGAAGGUAAAAGACUUGAAGUGGCUAUAGGGAGAAUGAUAGAGAAAUCCAGCAAGUCAAAUGCUGAUGCUUUAUUGGCCCGCUUUCAAGAGGAGGCUUUUAAGAAUGAAAAGGCAUUACGUGACCAUGCACAACAAAUUGUGAAUGCAACGUCAAACUUCAUGAGCAAGGAGUUAAAUGCCAUGUUUGAGAAAACGGUGAAGAAGGAAUUUGCUACCGUUGGUCCAUCCCUAGCACGUGCAGCAACUCCAGUUAUUGAAAAAACUGUUUCCUCUGCAAUCGCAGAAUCCUUUCAGAAAGGAAUUGGUGACAAAGCAGUUAAUCAGCUUGAUAAAUCUGUUAUUACAAAGCUUGAAACAACCAUAGCCAGGCAAAUUCAAGCCCAAUUUCAGACGUCUGGUAGACAAGCCCUCCAGGAAGGUCUUAGGUCAAGUCUGGAAUCUUCAGUCAUACCGUCCUUUGAGAGAGCAUGCAAGGCCAUGUUUGUGCAAGUAGACUCAACCUUCCAGAAAGGGAUGGCUGAGCACACAAGUGCAGCCCAGCAACGGUUCGACUCUGGACACUCCCAGCUUGCUCAUACUCUGAAGGAAACCAUUAGUUCUGCAUCAUCAGUUACUCAAGCCCUAAAUCAUGAAUUAGCCGAGAGUCAAAGGAAUCGCUUAGCUCUCGCAGCUGCUGGAGCUAGUUCUGGUGGAUCAAAUCCCUUGGUUACUCAACUAAGUAAUGGACCUUUAGGUGCUCUUCUUGAAAAGGUUGAAGCGCCUAUGGACCCAACAGCAGAACUCUCAAGGUUGAUAUCUGAACGCAAGUACGAAGAAUCUUUCACUUCGGCUCUACAGAGAAGCGAUGUCUCUAUAGUGUCAUGGCUUUGCUCACAGGUGGAUCUUCGUGGACUACUGGCUAUGAAUCCGCUUCCACUGAGCCAAGGCGUGCUUCUUUCACUGCUGCAGCAGCUAUCUUGUGACAUCAGCAAGGACACAUCCCGUAAGCUAGGUUGGAUGACUGAUGUUGUUGCAGCCAUAAACCCAUCAGAUCAGAUGAUUGCGGUCCACGCUCGCCCAAUCUUUGAACAGGUUUAUCAGAUUUUGCACCACCAGCGUAACGCACCGGGCAGCGACAUCUCUGCCGUCAGACUUAUAAUGCACGUGAUCAACUCUAUGCUUAUGAGCUGCAAAUGACAUCACUCUUUCUCUUUCUUCUUGUUCGUUAGUUACAUGCAUAAAAAAAUAGGAAACCUUUCUUCUUUGCAUCUCUCUACUCUUGUUAGGUUUUUUUUUUUUUUUUCAUUUUUGGUUUUUGUCUUUUGUUCGAAUUUCCUUUUAAAUGUAAAAUCUGGUUUCUACGUCUA